Hippoglossus stenolepis (Pacific halibut) is the source of this 2448-nucleotide messenger RNA. Its product is annotated as ubiquitin-associated protein 1-like. NCBI's taxonomy places the organism in Eukaryota, Metazoa, Chordata, Actinopteri, Pleuronectiformes, Pleuronectidae. Gene Ontology annotation, cellular component: ESCRT I complex. The record is from RefSeq and is a predicted model, not a curated record. Bases 266 to 1456 code for a protein of 396 amino acids. Gene Ontology annotation, biological process: ubiquitin-dependent protein catabolic process via the multivesicular body sorting pathway. The transcript has 6 exons. Gene Ontology annotation, molecular function: ubiquitin binding.
ACUCUUAAUUUCCUCAUGCUUAGUAAUAUUCUGGUAGAUAUUUAUAAACUAUUGAUGUAAACAUUCCAUUGUUGGACUGUACCUUUGCAGGUAGGAGAACAGGUGGGUGAGAUAUUAUUGGUAAACCUCUCCUCAGAUUAUGUCAGAGGCUUAGUGAUGAAGAGGUUUAUCAUGAUGAUGUCUGUGUUAGUCAUUUACUCCAGACACAUGUCAGUUUGUCAGAGUGCUGCGGACCAAAAAGAAAACCCAGGUUAUUUGUCGUCUGAUGAUGAACAUGCUGGAGGAUGUUCCGUUUCAGACCAUGCUGGGUCCACUGGAGGAGGAAGUGCGGACGGUGACAGCUCCAGAUAUCAACACACCAGACUGCCACCAAAUACUGAGAGAAACUGAGUAUCGAUUCAACCUGGAGAAAUGGAUUUUAACUGGUCAGCAGCCAGUUGGCCCAACCGCCUCCUGUCCGCCUUUCUGGCUGAUGUUCAGCAGCCCUCAGGAGAGUAGCAGGGCCAAUUGCAGGUGCACUGAACCGUGGCCCCCGAGACUACGGCCCCGCAGCCACAGCCUGAACUCCGCAGAGGCCCGCUCCUUGCACCAUCGCACCGUCAAGUUCCUCGUGUCCGACUCAGAGGAUGAAGACGGUUACUUUGAGGAUAACGAGGCCUCCUCUGCCGAAGACGCACGCCACCCCAUCAAGAACAGGGUGCGACCCUGGAGCGCUGCACCCAAAGACCCGGUCUCCAGAGUCAGAGACAUGCACCAUGGCCCUCCCGCUCACCACUGUAAGCCUAACUCUCCUCAGAGCCUCAGACGCCAUAGAGGCUCUUCCCCUUCCCCCCAAGACUGCAAGCAAUCUCUGCGAGCACCGGAGAAGCAGAGGUCACAGCAGGUCAGCCCGUUACUCCACGGCCAGAAGAACGUCAAGAGGAGGCAGCGCUCACUGGGCCCUGUGGGCAGAAGGUACUCCAACACACCAGCCGCCGGAGCUUCUCCACCCAGAGUGCAGCAGCAACGACCCUCCUCUGCCGGGCCUCUCGUCAGAAACAGACAGAAGGCCCUGAGCACCGGUGGCUCUCGUGGGGUUUUCUUUGACACAGCAGCAGAGUUGUUGUCAGCUCUCAGCCAGGAGGAGAGGGAGCUACUUGAGACCGUCACGGAGAGGGGCUACCCGUUACGCACAGCCAUUCUGGCUCUGCAGAAGACUGGCCAUCGCAGCCCAGAGAAGAUCCUAAAAUACUUGGUUGCCAGUGAGCAUCUGUGUGACCUGGGCUAUGAUGAAGCGCAGGUGGAGGAGGCCCUGGAGAUGUUUCAGAACUGUGAGAGCAAGGCUGCUGAGUUCCUGCGGCUCCUGACUCAGUUUAAUGAGAUGGGCUUCCAGCAAAGUGCAAUCAAGGAAGUGCUGCUUGUUCAUGAAAAUCACCGUGAAAGGGCUCUGGAAGAACUCAUGACAGGCAUGGCUUAAAACUAACCUUCUCCCCUAAUGUUUACUCUCACGUGUACAGUAGGUGAAACGGUCCCAGAUUUUACAUAGUAGCUGUGCAAGUCAACCAUAUAGGGGCUAGUAGGAAAACUGUUCAGGUAUAACUCCUAAUUAGACAAGAAAACAAACAGUUAGUGAGGAUGAACGUUUUUUUUUACGUUUAUUUACAGGUCGAUUAAAAAAUGCAAUCAAUGUCGAGCUUUUGAGGAACAGAUUUAGCUGUCAUUCCAGCUGGAGGAAGAAAAUCUUAAUGUGCUGGCUUACUGCUACGAUACUAAAGGUAGUGCUCUAGAUAUGGUGAAUAACAUUGGAUUUAAAAAGGGUGUAACCCUCAAAGAAAAAUGAUCAAAAGGCCAAAAUAGCCUUGGUACAAACAUCGUUAAAAUCUACACAAAAAUAUAUACAGCAGAGAACACUGCUGCAGCAGUUAGCAUGAAAUAUAGUCUCAUGAGAACAGGAUGAGGAGAUUUAAAAACGUUCACAUAGAUAAAAAUAUUUACAAAUUUUCUAAGAAUUUUACAUUUCAGUUCCCUGUUGUCCAGUAUAUAUAUAUAUAAAAAACUAAAACAAAUACCAAACUACUGCUGAGCUGGAUGACUCCCGGUGGUGACGCAGCUCCUGUGAUCCCUCAGUGGAGACUGGCGGUGGAGUUCAGCAGUCCCGACUUCACGUUGGAUUUAGAAGCCUUCGAGAGGUCUUUCUGUACAGACACAUGGACAAUUACUAUCAGUCAGUAGCUGUGUCUAUAGUGAAUAUAGUUAUCAAAAUGUUCAAACACAAUUAAUCUAAUGUUAAUAAGGCAUUGUUAGCUUAUGAUGUGGUAAUAAUUAAUGCGAUGAUGUCCAGAUUUCACACUGUGGUAGAAACUGUGGCCCAAGGAUCACCUUAAUCCUUCUGUACUUGUUUUUGAUGCAGAUGAUCUGUAUCUAAUCAGUUUUUUAUUGAAAUAAAUACAGUGCAUUAUGCAGCCUUGG